AGGUAGAUAAGGGCGGACAAAUGCUGGAGUUCUCGCCGAUGCUUUUGUUUGCUGACGAGUGCUCUAUUCGCUGGAGGUAUCCCUCAAUUGCCUGGUUCAGUGUGUGCCGAGGCAUCUGUUUACGACUGUCUGAUCUUUCGUAAUGGAUUUUUGGGGUGUCGAAGUGCCGGCUGGCAAGCCUAUUUCAUGUUCUCCUGGCGAAGGGAUGUACCUUCAUGUUUCCCAGGUUGCUCUUGGAGAGAGCAAGGUCAAAGGGGGCAAGGGGAAUGACAGGGUUGUUCUGAAGGUUCAAGUUGAUGACAGCGAGGUUGUGCUGGGGACUCUUUCGGAAGGCAAAUGUGAUCAAAUGCAACUGGAUCUUGUUUUUGACAGAGAGUUCAAAGUUUCUCAUAACAGCAGCUCUUCAAGUGUCUACAUUUGUGGAUACCGGACGGAAGGCCCCGAAGAACAUGGUUCUGAAGACGAGGACGAGGACGAGGACGAGGAAGACGGUGCUCUCGCGGUUGCAACGAUACCAGUCGAAUCGAAUGGGUCAAAGAUAAUCAAGGAGGUGACUGAUAAGGCUGCUACUGACGUUGCAAAGGUCGUUGAGAAAGCCAUGCAGGAUAAAUCUCUCAAAAAGCAAGUUGUCCCGGAUGGCGACUCUGAUGAGGAAGAUGACGAAGAAGAUUCGGACGAUGACAUGGAUGAGGAUGAGGACGAUGAGGGUGACGAGGAUGAGGAUGAUUCAGAUGAUUCGGAUGAAUCUGAGGAAGAAGAGUUGGCGAUUGAAACCGCAAAGGCUGGGAAGAAGAGAGCUGCGGCAGAGGUGGCUACGAAGGAUGUCGAGAAGAAAUCCAAGAUGGACGUCACUCCCAAGUCAGCAGGAAAGCAAGCCGCUGCAGAAUACUGGCAGAGCCUGAUCGUUGCAGGCAGCCAAGCACCUGGAUCUAGGGGAAAGAAAGGAGAUAAGGGCGGGCAGGUGACACCCGUGACUAAAGAGGCUCCUAAAACUCCGACAGACAAGGGAGUAAAGCUGGCUAAGGCACUGAAGGGCACUCCUACUGCUCCUCCGCCAACACCAGUAUCCGAAAAGAAGGCUGGACCUCACCAGUGCACGGGUUGUGACAGGACGUUCACAACGGAAUCUGCUAUGAGCCAACACAUUGCAGCAAAGCACAAAAGUUGAGCAUAUGGGUACUGGAAUUUUGCUAUUGUUCGAGUGAUGAUGCUCGAGUUUGUGACCACACUGUUCAGUAGAUAGUGUUGGUUCAAUAUUCUCGAAACGCAAGUUUAUUAGAAUCUUAGUAGUUUAGCAUUUUACUUGAUAUGAAUAGAGAGUGGCUGUUUGGGGAAUUACACUAGUCAAUGUAUACUUUCGAUGUCAAUGUAGACUGCGGUGGUUGCUGCUAGGGUAACCUGCUCAGAAGUUUUGAUAUGAUAUGGCAGAUGCCGUAGAGUUAGGGUUAGUACCAUGUAGCGAUUCGUCAGUAGUAUGUAGUGCGUAGGGGACGAUCGCUCCUCAGCACUGUUGUGUCCCUAAAGCUCCUCUUUUCGAACACUCGUGUUGUUGGUUACAGCUCAAGUAUCUCUGGGUUCCAAGUUGGUUGUCGCCAGCUUUGUGAAGGCAUUUGGUAAUCCAACUGGUUGAUUCUGGAUAUUUCAACGCUUAUCAAUAUCGAAGUUGGUAUUUGCAGAUAGGAUUCUAAA
Messenger RNA from Physcomitrium patens, 1689 nucleotides. NCBI's taxonomy places the organism in Eukaryota, Viridiplantae, Streptophyta, Bryopsida, Funariales, Funariaceae. The record is from RefSeq and is a predicted model, not a curated record.